CCAGGACGGACAUACCGCCCUCGACGUGGCCGCCCGUUCCCAGGACAGGGAGCUCGCGGCGCUGGUGGCCGACUAUUCCUCGCGGCCGCGGCCGUGGACCCUGUGGCAGCUGAAGCGCUGCAUCCUGCCGCAGUGGUCGUCGACGUCCUGCCGGGGCGCGCAGUCGGUGGAGGGGGGCAGCCUGGCGACGUCGCGCGGGGUGGAACUGGAUCUGAAGGCCGCCGACGAUCCUCAGCACUUGUUCGCCUCCGACGGGCUGCGGGAAGAGGCCCCGUCGCCGCCGUCGCCCCUGGCGGCGGUGCUGGACGAGGCGCGGCGGCGCGAGGGGUGCGGUGAGCAGGGCGGCCAGGACUGUCCGCUCGGGGGCGGCGAGGGCGCCGACUGCGAGAUCGAAUGGCACGGGCUGGAGCCGGUCCUCGUGGAGAGGCGGCGGGCGCGAGACGGCCUCGCGAGCGCGGGCAAGCAGGGCAAGGCAGGCCUCGAGGCCACAGACGACUUCAGCACGGCGGCCACAGCGUCGCCGAGCAACCUCAGCGGCCGGCUGUCGCACGACACGCCCCAGAGCCACUGGGGCGGGGCCACCGCCAGCAGAGCGAGCCCUUCCGGACCGCCGCAGGCAACCGCACCCGCCGCUGCCGAUCGGCGCGCGCCGGCGCCGCUGGCAGGGCUGGCGUCUGGGGCUCGGACAUCUCCCAGGGCUGCAGCGCUGGGUUCGCCGGCAGCGUUGCGCCCGGAAGGGGCGCCGCCGCUGGA
Prorocentrum cordatum is the source of this 753-nucleotide messenger RNA. Lineage: Eukaryota; Dinophyceae; Prorocentrales; Prorocentraceae. The record is from the annotation of a GenBank genome assembly.